Paracoccidioides brasiliensis Pb18 is the source of this 438-nucleotide messenger RNA. RefSeq lists its product as uncharacterized. The record is from RefSeq and is a predicted model, not a curated record. The coding region runs from base 1 to 438 and encodes 145 amino acids. The transcript is spliced from 2 exons.
AUGCAUUUGCCACGUCCUAUCUCCAUGUCCCUGCAAGCCCUCAUCAUCACAGGCCAACCCACAGACACGUCCAACACCGAAAAUAUAGGAACUCUCGAGGAAUUAAUCCUCUCCCCAGGCACCAGCACCAACACGCUAGAAUGCAAUGAUCAGCGACGGGCAGCUGAGGCCUUUAACAAUAAUCCCACCUCUCCCGUUGCGGCUAUCGCUAUCGUGGCAUGUUUGGAAUUUCUCAAGAAGCUACAUGCUCUCUUCCUGUUCUUCGAACAAUACUAUUUCAUGCUCCAACCUCAAAUAUGCUUCACUUGUUCACAACCUUCAGCCACUGCACUGGGAACGGAUGUGUCACGUGAUAGAGUAAAGGACCAACGGAACUUGAACCUCAUCGUUUUGCAUCGACCCGACGCUACAACAAGCUCCCUUGAUGAGAAAAUGUGA